AUGACUCAAAAUGACACCAUUGUGGAAAUGUUUGAUAUUUCCUUCAAGCAGGAAGACGUGGAUAGUCUUCAAAAACCCAAUUGGUUUACCGACGUGUCACUCGAUUAUGUCGAUGCACUAAUCGAAAAUCUAUGGUAUCCCUUAUACCCAACUCAAGCCAAAGGAAUUUUGCUUUUGAGACCUUCCCUUGUCUUUUUGCUUGCUGAGGCUCCGGCAUCACUCGAAGAGCUCAAGUCCGCUCUUCCACCAAACCUUUUGUCCUGCAAUUACAUAUUUAUGCCUAUCAAUGACAUGGACAAAUAUGAUGCUGGAACAGGAGGCACUCAUUGGUCGCUUAUGGCUGUCAGCGUGCCAGAUUCCCAAUGUUAUUAUUAUGAUUCCAUGAGCAAUGGAAAAACAAAGGAUUGCUACAGCGCGCUGAAUCGGAUUUCCAAGCUCUUUCAAAAAGAUUUUACAAUCGAGUCUAUGCCUGUACAGCAACAGCGAAAUGGUUAUGACUGUGGUGUCUAUAGCGCUGCUUUCACCCUGGAACUCGUGCGUCGUUUAUUAAAAUCUCCCAUGCCUACAAGUUCUUUGUGGAAGCUUGAUAAUUUUGAUCCCGACCUCUCUGUCAUUCGUGGUAGAUUGAGUACUUGCUUGGACCAUAUUGUAAAGCAUUACGGCACAAGAGUCAAUAGUAUUGAUCACCAAAUCUUUCCUACGAAUGAAGCUUUUUUUUAUAUCCAACAAGAACUUCCUACCGCGAGUAACAGAUCCCCCUCCGUAAAGGAACAUGAUGAGUUCGAAGAUGCUCAACUAGCUCCUCCUUCCUCGGUAAAGGAUCAUCUUGUUGAUGAACAAGCUAAUGCUGAUGCUUCGGUCAACUCAAAAGAGGAUGUGCCUGAAAAGCAUCAUAAUCAUCACCAUCACCACCAUCGUAGUUACCAUUAUGAAGAAGACGAAGCCAAUGACUUAAACCACCCUCACGAGCAACUUCAAACUUCACCUAUUAAGGAUCCAUUAGGAACACCCGAGCUUGCCCAAAGUGCCGAUUCUAACAACCCCUUUGCUUCCUAA
This is a messenger RNA of Schizosaccharomyces osmophilus, 1056 nucleotides long. It is a transcript of the gene nep1, whose product is annotated as NEDD8 protease Nep1. The transcript has 2 exons. Gene Ontology annotation, molecular function: cysteine-type peptidase activity; deNEDDylase activity. Lineage: Eukaryota; Fungi; Ascomycota; Schizosaccharomycetes; Schizosaccharomycetales; Schizosaccharomycetaceae. The record is from RefSeq and is a predicted model, not a curated record. Bases 1 to 1056 code for a protein of 351 amino acids. Gene Ontology annotation, biological process: proteolysis.